This is a messenger RNA of Punctularia strigosozonata HHB-11173 SS5, 2351 nucleotides long. Its product is annotated as transcription factor. Gene Ontology annotation, molecular function: DNA binding; transcription regulator activity; protein binding. The coding region runs from base 1 to 2244 and encodes 747 amino acids. The record is from RefSeq and is a predicted model, not a curated record. Gene Ontology annotation, cellular component: SBF transcription complex; MBF transcription complex. The transcript has 5 exons. NCBI's taxonomy places the organism in Eukaryota, Fungi, Basidiomycota, Agaricomycetes, Corticiales, Punctulariaceae.
AUGCCGGACAGUCAAAUAUUUAAGGCUACUUAUAGCGGCAUACCCGUGUACGAGAUGAUGUGUAAAGGGGUCGCGGUCAUGCGUCGUCGGUCCGAUUCGUGGCUGAACGCAACCCAGAUACUCAAAGUGGCGGGCUUUGACAAACCUCAGCGUACGCGCAUAUUAGAACGCGAGGUUCAAAAGGGUGAGCAUGAAAAGGUUCAAGGUGGUUACGGCAAAUAUCAAGGAACGUGGAUCCCUCUGGAAAGGGGUCUCGCCAUUGCGAAACAGUAUAACUGCGAGCAUCUCCUACGCUCUAUUAUUGACUUCAUUCCGGCCGACCAGAGUCCGCCGCCGGCUCCGAAACAUCUCGUGGCGGCCACAGCGGCAACGAAGGCGUCAAAGCGAGACCCGCCGGGCGGUAUCAGCACGCGUUCAUCGCGACGAGUUGCUGAAGAUGGAAUGGACGACGAAACCGAGCCUACCGCGUCUGUUAUAGCGAGCGAGGACGCCUCGAUGACGCCGUCGCCAUCGGAGGCCUCGUCCAGUUCGCGUACACCCUCCCCGAUUACCUCACCGCCGUCUUCUCGCCGCGGCGGUAACGUACGUGGAGGUCGACGCUCCAUAUCACCUGCAGGCCGCAAAGGCAAAGAACGACAAUCUCGCGAAAGCGCAUACGAUCCGAACGGCGGUGACGAGGAUAUGCAGAAUUAUGGCGACCAAAUUCUGGAAUACUUCAUCUCCGACUCCAAUCAGGUUCCGCAGAUAUUGGUUAACCCACCUCCGGACUUCGACCCAAACAUUGCUAUAGAUGAUGACUGUCACACGCCGUUGCAUUGGGCGGCGGCUAUGGGGCGGAUACGUAUAGUCAAGCUCUUGUUGACGGCCGGCGCGGACAUCUUCAAGGUCAACAAGGCAGGCCAGACAGCGCUGAUGCGCAGCGUUAUGUUCGCCAACAACUACGAUGUCCGCAAGUUCCCGGAACUGUACGAGCUGUUGCAUCGGUCCACCCUGAACAUCGACAAUCAAAACCGGACGCUCUUCCAUCAUAUAGUCGACCUCGCGAUGACGAAAAGCAAGGCUCACGCGGCCCGGUACUACUUGGAAACCGUGUUGGGCAGAUUAGCAGAUUAUCCGAAGGAGCUUGCGGACGUGAUCAACUUCCAAGACGAAGAAGGCGAGACGGCGUUGACCAUGGCGGCACGGUGUCGGAGUAAACGCCUCGUUAAGCUACUCAUCGACAACGGGGCCAACCCGAAGAUUGUCAACAACGAGGGCAGAAGUGCGGAAGACUACAUCAUGGAGGACGAGCGAUUCCGUCAGUCGCCUGGCCCUCCUUCUCGGUUGACGUCCAUGUCGUUCCGAAAUGCCCAAGCAGCGUACGGCACAUACCCCUCGUACCUUGCGCAAACUUCCGGGUAUGCGAAUGGCGACACGCCUCCUUUGCAUUACUCGGUUGCAGGGCAGAAAGCAGCUACGCGUUGCGUCAAUGACAUGGCAAGUAUGCUGGCCAGUUUGGCGUCAUCGUUCGAUCAAGAGCUCAAGGAGAAGGACAAAGAUACCGCUCAGGCGCACGCUCUGCUAGGGAACAUACAAGCAGAGAUCCUCGAGAGCCAGCGAACGGUUAACCAUCUGAAAAGCCAGGCUGCGACGCUGCAGCAGUCGAAGGACAGAGUGAAGGACCUAGAGGAAGAGCUGCUCGGCAAGAUGGGAAGAAGGUACCGCCUGGGUUGGGAGAAAUGGGUCAAAGACGAGGAGGAGAGAGAGAAGAGGAUGCUGGAAGCUGCAGGCGGGUCGCUCGUGGAUCCUGUGGUCGUCCUUCCCCCGGGAUCUGAGCCAGAAGAGCCUAUCCCAGGUGGGGAGCCGUCUGCGGACAAGGGAAAGCGUAAGGCGGAGCCACAGGUCGAGGAUGUGUCGGAUCUCAUCGCCCUGCACGCCGACAUACCGAAGGAUCCCGAAGCUUUACGACAGGCGUGCGACAAGCUGAAAGAGGAGAUCAUGGCACAAAGGAAACGGAGGAAGGUCGCUUUUGAAGAGAUUGUGAGGUACCAGGGCGAUGCGGGAACGCAAGGCAAGAUGGCAGAGUAUAGGAGGCUGAUCGGAGCCGGUCUUGGAGUGCCUGCAGGAGAGGUCGAUAACGUGGUAGGCGUGCUCCUCGAGGCUCUCGAAUCUGACGAACCGAUGGGUCUGUCUUCAUCAAAUCCAUGGGGCUCCGUUGGUGGUUUUACUACGAAAGCUGGACCGCCUAGUUCUGCCGGUGGGUAGAGCGUAAUCCACGCUUGUUAUCUGGUAUUUAUCAUGCAUGUAUUGUACUUUUACGGAGCUGCAAUUACGGCUCGUCGACGGAAGGACGCGCGCGUGGCCAUUGUGAU